AUGAGCGUCUGUAGCGACAGUGGCAGCCACAGCCACAGCCACACUAGUAGCACCACCAGCACCGGCGCAGUUCCGCCUCCAGGUACUGUCCCUGUACCACCGAUCCCUAGCGCAGCACGCUUUGCGCCACUCGACCACGUCUCUGCUGAAGCGACACAGAGCAAUCCCCUGCACGAGUUACUUCAGCAACAGCAGCAGCUGCAGCCCCCUCGCCCUCCGCCCCCACCGUCGAUCGCCACGUCCAGCUCGAACCAGUUCCUGCAGCAGUUUCUAUCCUCCUCUUCGAACGCCAUGCCCAUGAUCAAUCACCACAUGCGCCACGUACCAGCGCCCAUGCCUCCUACAAGUGCACCAAGCUCCCUUUUACCUCUACUUCGGCAGCUUUCGCCCAGUCACGGGGCUUUCCUGCCACCUCGAUCGGCGCCGAUGCCGCCACCCUCUCCGUUCCAGCCAGUACCUUGUCUCUCUGCUACUAGUAGAGGGGCGUAUCCUGCCGCGCCACGUAGUGCGGCAACUGUCUCGAUGGAUGGCAGUCGUAGUAAUGGAGCAGGAGGGUCAGCGACCAGCUCGCUGACAGGCUCUCCUAGACGUGCAGGCACUGUCGCUGGAUUUGGAAUCGCCGAUGCUCUGGCGAUACCUCCUGGAACGAGACUUUGUGGAGAGACUGUAGAAUAUCACUCGCGUGGAGAAUCUGCCCUUGGUGAUAGCAAAUCACUGGAAGUCAUGCCUAUAACAUUGUACCAUUCGGAACGGACAUCGCAGCAGCUGGGUAACCUCAUUUCCGUCAACGAGCACUUUAUCUCGUAUCCAAUCCGGAACGGAUUGAUUCGCGUUAUAAGUCAAAGUUCGGCAAAUCGAUUGUUGCUGCGGAAACACGAGCACCACACAGUGACGGAGCUGGCGUUUUUCAACAGCGAGUCGGAUCUGCUCUUAAGCUCGGGUACAGACCACCAUGUGGCUAUUUGGGCGAUCCAGAACGACCCUGUAAGCCGCGAGCUGAUUAAGCUGGUGCCAACGCAGGCACAACGUGUUAAGUGGCACCCAUCCGACUCUAACAAGAUUGCUAUUGCUAACGGAAGCGAAGUGUUUAUUGCUGACUUGUCGACAGUUGACGCUCAUGGCACUGGUGCCGGGAAUCUGCACGACAUUAGUGUCAUAUGUAGCCAACCUUCUGGUCCGAUUAACGACAUGGCUUUUUCGCCAGGUAGCGGCAAGUGUGUUAUCACGGCUGGUAAUGAUGGCGCUGUGCAAGUGUACCGUGUGAAUGACCAACUUCCUGGGCAGCUUGCUGACUUUAUUCACUGCUUUGAACCGUUCCAUGGAGGAGCUGUCAAUAGUUUACACUUCUAUGGGGGCAACUUUCUCAACCAGCCUGGAUUGCUGAUAGGUGGUGAGUCUAACACGCGUUUGUCGCUAUGGAAUGCGGCGCUAGUGGAGGACACCACUCCCGUGUGUUACCAGACAGUGACGCUUUGUGGCAGUACACGAGAAAAUUUGUCACUUCUGCAUGAGACGAUCUUUGACCCCACGACACAGUUUUUGUUCGUGGCCGACCGGUCAAAGCCGUUGAUAUAUGCCUUCCAUCUCGCUCCCAGUUCUGACGCGCGCACACCACGCCGUUUUGACAACGUGACGGAGUUUACUUUGGCGUAUCCUGUGCUCAGCAUGGGUUUGCUGAACCGUACUGCUCAGAACCAACCACCUCGCGAUGGCAGCGAUACGUCCUCCAUGCUGGGUGGACAGAACUUUUCCAUGCAGCUGUACUGCCUGCAAACUCAUGCUAUUCAGCGGUAUCACGUGUCGGCACGUGAAUGCUUUGUCCCUUGUGCUCACACUCCGCUAGGGGAUAUGAUUGAGGCUAAUGAGGACAUUGGUCAAUCCGUUGGUGCUGUGACGACUGAGGGAGAGAGUAUCGAAACUUCGUACCAGACAGCGGCCGAAUCCCCUCGCGCUGCAUCUGCAGCAGUCUUAGCUCCUGAAACUGGGAUUGAUGUUCAUGAUCCUGAAGGUGCCGAGGAGGAGCGAGGUGACAAUUCUGACCAGCCUGCUCUACACCGAACGUCUAUAGAUUGCCUUCUACCGACUCCCUUGUCACCUGCUCGAAGCACCCGAAGUACACGAAGCACUGGUGCUCAUUCGCUACAUUUAGCAACCUGUGAUGAAACUGCAUCAGUAUCAGCACCGUCGAUGUCAGGAGACGAGGGAAGACUCUCGAAUUUGCGAUUUUAUAAUCGCUCUUCCCCGUCGUCUUCGGUUCGUGCGUUUCACGAUGAAUCAUCUGUGCAGUAUGACCCAUCUAUUGAUGAUACAGCGAGCGAAAAUCAGCAACACACGCUUCUUGCUUCGUUACGCAGAAUGGAAGCUGCUCAGCUUCAGCGUGAUGAGGAGCUCCGUGAACAGAUGCGUGUGACGAUUGGAAGUUUGGGCAACCACCUGACGUCACAAGUCUCAACUCAAGUGGAAAAGUCGAUCCAGAAGCAGCUUCAGUUGGUUCUUGUGCCGGCAAUGGGCCGCAUUGUGUUGCAUACCAUGGAAAACAGUUUCAUGAAACCCGUGCAAAACGGGUUCCAGCAUGUCAUUGGCGAGAAACUGAUUCCGUUAAUGCAGCAGAAGCUAGAUGACGCGCUCGCAACAUCACUGCCGGACCAUUUCACGAAUGGUGUUGAUGACAUGGUGCAGCGUGUAGUUGAAGACGUCCGCCAGCCUGUGCGUGAGUCCUUCCGUGAGUGCUUUCAGGACAUUUUGAUUCCGUCUUUCCAGGCUGCAACGCAAAAAAUGUUCGAGCAAAUAAACAACACAUUUGUUCAGGGUGCGCGCAGUGCGUUUGGGAGCAACGGGGGAAGUAGCAGCGACACGAACCUGACAGGCCAACUGGAGCAGCUGACGAAGUUGGUGGAAAACUUGACGAAGCAAGUGGAGCUUCUAAGCUCAGCCGUUCAUGCUGGAGGCAUAAAUGGAGCGUCUGUACCGGUUGCAAAGUCUCCUGAAGAUCUUCAACUAGAGGCACAGCAGGGGGUUGUGCUUGAUUGUCUUGCACGGAAUGAUUGGGAGGAGGCGUUUAAGCUUGUACUUGGUGCACAGAACGUUAACCUUGUAGCAUUCACUUGCCAGCAGUGUGAUCCGCGAAUCGUUCUAAGCUGCCGUCCGCCUAAGCUGCCGCAGAUGUUGAUCCUGUGCUUGGUGCAGCAACUGGGAGCGGAUUUGGGGGAUGACCUGGAAACGAAAAUUAACUGGCUGCGGGAGUCGCUUCUGGUAAUGGAUGUGCGCGAUCAAAGUAUCGCCAGCUUUGCGGUCGGCGUGUUGCAUGAGCUACAGGCAGGACUGAACGGUGUACCAGCGCAGUACCGCGACUCGCAAUAUGUUCUGUUGCACCACGUCCUCAACUCGAUGCUCAGCUCAGCGUAA
Messenger RNA from Peronospora matthiolae, 3405 nucleotides. The record is from the annotation of a GenBank genome assembly. Lineage: Eukaryota; Oomycota; Peronosporomycetes; Peronosporales; Peronosporaceae.